Dermacentor silvarum is the source of this 1155-nucleotide messenger RNA. RefSeq names its product endothelin-converting enzyme 2-like. Gene Ontology annotation, molecular function: metalloendopeptidase activity. Gene Ontology annotation, biological process: protein processing. The coding region runs from base 1 to 1155 and encodes 384 amino acids. The transcript is spliced from 4 exons. The record is from RefSeq and is a predicted model, not a curated record. NCBI's taxonomy places the organism in Eukaryota, Metazoa, Arthropoda, Arachnida, Ixodida, Ixodidae. Gene Ontology annotation, cellular component: plasma membrane.
AUGGGGCAUGCCCACAUCUGGUCAGCGGAACGCUACUGUUUUGUGGGCUCAUCCCCUCAGCAGAAGGAAGGACGCCGACCUGGCUCCACUGCAGCAUUGCUCGAGUGGAACGUGAAGGGCCCAGUCAUCGGUUCCUCCAGCGAAGCCAAUCGCAGGCGCCAGCGUAGGAUCAAUCGUACCAUUAUCUUCCUCGUCAUCAUGAUCGGGGCUCUGUUGACGGUACUCACGUUGGUGCUCUCCGAAAAGAAAGGAACAUCAACCGACAGGAUUACCUGCUUGUCUACGUCGUGCCAGAGCUACGUGCGUUCUCUGGAGGCGUCAAUCAAUCCAGGUGCUGACCCCUGCGAGGACUUUUACAGUUUUGUCUGCUCCAGAUGGAUGCCUGUGACUGGAGGUCGUUCUUUCAUGGAUGACGCAAAGCUGGCCUUCAGGGACUCCGUAAUGGCAGCUGCAGAUACCUCCUUGGUGCCAACAGAAAAUCAAAACCCAUUUCAAAAAGCGGUGAUGUUUUACCAGAGUUGCAAGAGAAGACCUUACUACGGAGUAGAUCCGCUCCUGGCAGUCCUCAAAGACGUGGGUAUUCCGUGGCCCACAGUGAACGACAGCAUCGACCCUCUGGAAGCUCUCUUUUCUCUAGCUUUUGAUUGGCGAUGCCCUAUAUUUUUCGCGGCCCAUGUAUCCAGUGACAACCAGCCCAGAAGAAAGCUCAUCAUAUUCCGCACCUUUAUGGGCAUUGACUUCAAUGUGCUCCUCCACGAACACCUAUCUCGAGACGACAACGUACGUUAUGUCUGCAGGCUACACGCAAUCUUUAGUGAAACACUUGGGCAGAGAACGCGAAACCAAUACGCAAAUUCUACGCCUUCCUGCGAGCGUGUAUUUCCGGAUGGCGCCUACGAAAGUGUGAAUUACGCCUCCAUCGGGUCGCUAAUCGCAGGACAGCUCGUCACAGCUUGGGAUUUGAAGGGACGAACAAUUGACGCCAACGACCUCGAUCGGCAUUGGCUCACCGCCGCCGAAGAGGCCAGGCAAAAUGGCACCAUGGAAUGUCUCGUCGAAGCGUUCAAUGUGCGGAUACAAUUUCCCGGCGUCAGCGAACAUGCAAGACGCGUCUGCGAUGUACGUUAUGUGGGCCAGCCUGCAGCCGCUUUUUGA